Messenger RNA from Fonsecaea multimorphosa CBS 102226, 1761 nucleotides. RefSeq lists its product as uncharacterized. The transcript has 5 exons. Gene Ontology annotation, cellular component: endosome. The coding region runs from base 1 to 1761 and encodes 586 amino acids. Gene Ontology annotation, biological process: retrograde transport, endosome to Golgi; protein retention in Golgi apparatus. The record is from RefSeq and is a predicted model, not a curated record. Gene Ontology annotation, molecular function: phosphatidylinositol binding. Lineage: Eukaryota; Fungi; Ascomycota; Eurotiomycetes; Chaetothyriales; Herpotrichiellaceae.
AUGGAUGACUCACCGUGGGGUGACGUUCCAUCUCAGUCGCCGUCAGAAAAUGCGAAUGCGCAGGAUUUGGCCAGCUCGGCCAAACCAAAUGACACCCCCCCUUCCACGAAACAGACCUCUUCCGGACCGCGUCCUCCUUCGUCUCGAAAAAUCCCAGCCCGCAAGAUCGAAGUACAACCGACCAAGCUCGAAGCUGUGGAUGAUUCCUUAGAUCCUCUCGGGCCCUUGGGAGCAGAUCCAGCUCCAGCGGCAUCUUCCAUUUCUGUAGAUCAGGCGCCGACGCCGCCGAGGAAAGAGCUCACAGCAAGAGUGAACCGACAGCCUUCUGCGACCUCGCCUGGUCUGGGCGGUCCGGAGUAUGAAGAUACCACUCUUCCUGUCGGAAGACCCAAGGGUCCCCCGCCGGUGCAGCCACAGACCAGCGCUCCUGCGAUCCGACAAACCCCAUCCAGUGUGAGCGUGGAACAGGCCGCCAAACCGAGCUUCGAGAUCCUGGUGGGCGAUCCUCACAAGGUCGGGGAUUUGACCAGCAGUCACAUUGUCUACUCAGUUCACACAAAGACAACCUCAAAAGCAUACAAACAGCCCGAGUUUACCGUAACACGUCGGUAUCGGGAUUUUCUUUGGCUCUAUAACGUAUUGCACAACAACAACCCUGGCGUGGUCAUCCCUCCACCUCCCGAAAAGCAAGCCGUGGGUAGAUUUGAUAGCGAGUUUGUCGAGUCAAGACGUCAGGCGUUGGAGCGGAUGCUCAACAAGAUUGCCGCUCAUCCCAUCCUCCAUCACGACGCCGAUCUCAAGAUCUUCCUCGAAAGUGAUGCUUUCAACAUUGACGUCAAGAACAAGGAGAACCGAGAACCGGAUCUGGGUCAGAAUAAGGGUAUGCUGAGUGCUAUCGGAAUCAACGUCGGUUCGUCCAGCGGCAAAUUCGUGGAGCACGACGAUUGGUUCCAUGACCGCAGAGUCUACCUUGACGCCCUAGAAAACCAGCUGAAGGCGCUUAUGAAGGCGGUCGACACGGUUGUCGACCAACGGAAGGGUCUUGCCGCCGCCGCAGGAGAGUUCGCCGCGUCGGUCAACAGCCUCGCUCAGGUCGACCUCUCCCCCGCCUUCUCCGGUCCGUUGCUAGGGCUGUCGGACGUGCAGACGAGGAUCCGAGAGCUCUACGAAAGACAAGCACAGCAAGAUGUUUUAACCUUGGGAAUUACCGUGGAUGAGUAUAUUAGACUUAUUGGCAGUGUCAAGCAAGCUUUCGCUCAGCGGCAAAAGGCGUUCCAUUCGUGGCAUUCCGCAGAAAGUGAACUGGCCAAACGGCGAAGUGCUCACGAGAAACUUCUACGGCAGGGCAAAAGCCAGCAAGACAAGCUGAACGAAGUCGGUGCCAGCGUUAGCGACGCGGAGAAGAAAGCGCAUCAAGCUCGGUUGUUGUUUGAAGAUAUGGGUCGUUUAAUGAGGGGAGAGCUGGAAAGAUUUGAGCGGGAGAAGGUGGAAGAUUUCAAGAGUGGCGUGGAGACCUUUUUGGAGGGUGCUGUUGAGGCUCAGAAAGAGCUGAUCGAACUGUGGGAAACUUUCUUGCUCCAAAUGGAUGCCGAAGACGAGGCUCCUCUCAAGGGUCAGCCGGCUUCAGGCGAGCCGGCAAUAUCGGAAAAUCCUGGCCCAACAGGGCAGACUGGUGAAGGCGAGACUGGCGAGAGUGGCGAGUCUCGUGAAGCCGCCGCUCCAGCCACAGCAACAGACGUCGCUCUCGAGCAGGAUGCCUAG